AUGAUAUACCAAUGUCCUAUUUCACGACUAUUUCGGGGUCUCGCUCUUAACUUACCCCGAAGCCGUGUCAGACUUGGUCAAAGAAUCUCAAUUCAAAGGACCCUCAGAUCUGAUCCCCAAUUCCAUAAUGCGUCUAGAGCGCAUAUGUCAGGGUUGUGCUUGGAAGCAGCCCAAUCUUCCUCAAAUAACACAACUGUGACUCCACAGAAUUUGACUGAAAAAAUCGUUCAGAGACAUUCUGUAGGAUUAGAUGAAGGAAAGAUUCUCAGGUCUGGAGACUAUGUCACAAUCUCACCUCAUCACUGCAUGACACACGAUAACUCAUGGCCAGUUGCGCUUAAAUUUCUAUCCAUUGGGGCGACGAAGAUUUAUGACCCGAAUCAAAUUGUUAUGACUCUAGAUCAUGAUGUACAGAACAAAAGUGAGGUCAAUCUUCUGAAGUACAAGCAGAUAGAGGAAUUCGCGAAAAGCCAGAAAGUUGAUUUCUACCCUGCUGGUCGGGGAAUUGGGCACCAGAUUAUGAUAGAAGAAGGAUACGCUUGGCCUGGCACAAUGACUGUCGCCAGUGAUAGCCAUAGUAAUAUGUACGGAGGCGUAGGGUGCUUGGGGACAGCAAUAGUGAGGACAGAUGCAGCAAGCAUAUGGGCGACAGGACAGACAUGGUGGCAGAUUCCGCCAGUUGCCAAGAUAACUUUUACUGGUAUUCUACCGAAAGGAGUAACUGGGAAAGAUGUUAUUAUCGCACUUUGCGGGCUAUUUAAUGGAGAUGAAGUAUUAAAUCACGCUCUUGAAUUUACCGGAUCUGAACAGACCAUGAGAAGCCUCCCAGUGGAUGAUAGGCUUACCAUUGCGAAUAUGACUACCGAGUGGGGCGCCCUCACUGGACUAUUCCCUAUUGAUUCCACCUUGCAGGCCUGGCUACGAGCAAAGGCCACAGCGGCAGCGCUUUACGAUAGAAAAGACUCCAAUUUUACUCAUUCAAAGAUAGAAAAUAUAAAAAACACGCAGCUAGUGGCCGACAAAGGAGCUACAUAUGCGAAAUCCCUCUUCCUAAAUCUUUCUACUUUAUCACCGUUUGUAUCAGGGCCAAACUCAGUAAAAAUUGCAAAUUGUCUACGAGACUUAGACGCCCAAGACAUUAAGAUUGAUAAGGCAUACUUAGUCUCUUGUACAAACUCUCGCGCCUCUGAUAUAGCAGCAGCAGCUAAGGUUUUCAGAGAUGCGAAAGAUAACGGGACACCAGCUAAAAUAUCUCCAGAUGUUGAGUUUUAUAUCGCAGCAGCAUCAGUACCCGAGAAAGAAGCAGCAGAGGAAGCAGGCGAUUGGCAGAUUCUACUUGAUGCAGGCGCGAAGCCACUACCAGCUGGAUGCGGGCCUUGUAUUGGUCUCGGUGCAGGGCUCUUGAAAUCUGGAGAAGUUGGAAUCAGUGCGAGCAACCGGAAUUUUAAAGGCAGAAUGGGUUCUCCAGACGCAAAGGCAUACCUUGCUAGCCCUGAAGUUGUCGCUGCUAGUGCAAUGAGAGGCAAAAUAUGCGGACCCGGAUGGUACGAAAUGCCUCCAGGGGUUAAGAAAGUUAUUCUCGGAGAAGGAAAUGGAAAUUUUAUUGAGGAUAAAGCAAUCAGUGUUCAGGAAGCGCUAGAUAAACUAGUGACUGAAGUUGACUCACUUAUAUUUCACGCGGAAAAGGACCUUGAUAAAAUUAAAAAUGAGCAAACCAUCGAGCCGAAACCACUGACAAAAAUCUUGCCCGGGUUUCCUGAAAGACUCGAGGGUGAAAUCAUCUUCUGUGACGCAGAUAACGUCAAUACGGACGGUAUUUAUCCCGGGAAGUAUACUUAUCAAGACAAUAUUCCCGAGGAAAAGAUGGCCGAAGUGUGCAUGGAAAAUUAUGACCCGACAUUUAGCUCUAUUGUCCGUUCUGGAGACAUUCUAGUCUCUGGUUUCAAUUUUGGCUGUGGUAGUUCCAGGGAGCAAGCUGCCACGGCUAUUCUAGCCAAGAAAAUUCCUCUCGUCGUAUGCGGAAGUUUUGCCAGUAUCUUUGCAAGAAACAGUAUCAACAAUGCCCUCAUGGGUGCUGAAUUCCCUCAAUUAAUUCAUCGUCUACGACAGUAUUAUUCUGGGGUGAAAGCCUCAAGCGGUGCAGCAGGCUCGCUACAAUCAAGCCCGACGCAUGAAAAUUCUGGCAAGAAAAUCCUGACCCGUAGGACAGGAUGGAUGUUAAAUUGGGAUUUGCAGCGCAGUACUAUCACAGUUACCGAGCCAGACGGGAAGUUGUGGAACCAAAAUGUUGGUGAAAUGCCACCGAAUGUGCAGGAGAUUAUAGCCCGUGGUGGCCUUGAAAAGUGGGUCAAAAGUAAGUUGAACUAA
This is a messenger RNA of Blumeria graminis f. sp. triticale, 2367 nucleotides long. NCBI's taxonomy places the organism in Eukaryota, Fungi, Ascomycota, Leotiomycetes, Helotiales, Erysiphaceae. The record is from the annotation of a GenBank genome assembly.